Molecule: messenger RNA, 4327 nt
Organism: Penaeus vannamei (Pacific white shrimp)
Lineage: Eukaryota; Metazoa; Arthropoda; Malacostraca; Decapoda; Penaeidae
Source: RefSeq, a predicted model, not a curated record
CCUAAUACAAACUCAUUCACAGUGGGAGUUUGUUGAAGUUGAGCCCUGCACCUGUACCAUGGGCUGCUGUACAGCGCCCGCAGCUAUGCCGGAGGAGAAGGCGGGGAAGGGGGAGAAUGGGGUCGGUGUGGAGACCAAGACCUCAGGCUCCCCUAGCAAGUCCCCCUCCAAGGCUCCAAGGGGGAAGAUGGUCCUCUCACGGGUCAAGCUCCUUGAUGGGACCGAGUGCGAGGUGGCGGUGGAGAAAAAAGCCAAGGGCCAGGACCUCAUCAACAGUGUGGCUGACCGCAUCAACCUCCUGGAGAAGGACUACUUUGGCCUCAGUUAUAUGGACCACAACAACUAUAAGACUUGGCUGAACCCGGAGAAGAGAAUCUCAAAGCAGGUCAAGGGGCCAUGGGAGUUCAACUUCGAGGUCAAGUUCUAUCCCCCUGAUCCAGCUCAGCUGGCCGAAGACAUCACCAGAUACCAGCUCUGUCUUCAGGUACGGCAGGACAUCUUGACGGGCAAACUUCCAUGUUCUUUCGUUACACAUGCACUGCUAGGCUCAUACAUGGUACAAGCAGAGGUGGGAGACUAUGAUUCCAAAGAACAUGUCGGCACAAGCUACUUGUCUGAGUUCACAUUUGCACCAACCCAGAAUGCCGAGCUGGAGGAGAAGGUUGUGGACCUACACAAGACACAUAAAGGGCAAACGCCUGCAGAAGCAGAACUACACUACCUUGAAAAUGCUAAGAAAUUAGCGAUGUAUGGCGUUGAUAUGCAUUCAGCUAAGGAUUCAGAAGGUGUAGAUAUCAUGUUGGGUGUUUGUGCAUCAGGCCUCCUUGUUUAUAGAGACAAAUUACGCAUCAAUCGAUUUGCAUGGCCCAAAAUCCUCAAAAUCUCAUACAAGCGAAGUAACUUCUACAUCAAGAUUAGACCUGGCGAGUUUGAAACCUUCGAGUCGACAAUCGGGUUCAAAUUGCCCAAUCACAAGGCAGCUAAGAGACUUUGGAAGGUGUGUGUGGAGCACCACACCUUUUUCAGAUUAAUGACUCCAGAACCACCACAGAAGCAAGGACUUUGGCCACGGUUAGGGUCAAAGUUCCGAUAUUCUGGGCGGACUCAGUACCAGUCCCGCAUGGCAGCUAAUCUUAGUGAUCGAAACAAUCCUGAAUUUGAGCGAACGCUGAGCCGUAGAAAACUGUCUUCAAGAAGUAUGGAUGCCCUGGGAACCCGCACUGGGGAGACACCUGAGAUGUCCAAGAGGCACACUAUGUCCCAUCCACCCCCACACAUCCCAGGCUUGGAGGAGGCCCCAGGCAAGGAGGCAAACAAAGCCGGCAGCGGAAGGGACACCCCUUCAGCAGAGGAACGCACCCCAGAGAAGAAAGAUAAGAAACCUGUGGGAGGUGUAGCAGUGCUGCCAAUGGCAGACCUGAUGAAGGCCACUAAGAAGCGUGCCGAGAAGCUGGCGCAGGCUGAGGAGGAGGCAGCGAAGAAAAGCGGUGCUCCCCCCUCGACCACCCCCCCGCCUGGCUACAAGACCAUGGAAGGCCGGAAAUCUGAUCGUGGAAAGGAAGAGGAUGGAGAAGGAGGACAGGGACCAGGGGACUCGAGUUCGGCUGACCCCCUUGUCAAGACACACCGUACAGUCUUCCAGAACCCGAGUGCAACUGAGGCUGCUGGUUCUCCUGGCUCCCCCCCCUUUACACGGCAGUACUCGUAUGAGGAGCUAGAGACAGAACCAAGGAGGCCCUACAGUCCUACUGGCCAUGGUUUCAAGUAUGAGGGCGGGGCUGCGGAGGGCCAAGGUGAUGCCAAUGACCCAAUGGUGGUGGAGAAGCGGCGAGGGCAGGCUCAGGCCUUCAACUAUGCACCAGGAGAGGACUCUAAGGUAGCUGAGACAGCUGAGAAACGUAAAACAAGCCAGUUGGAUCAGAGUCCUGGUUCUGGUGCCAUGGAAGAUGAUAGGGGUUUAUCAUCCCCAGACACAACAUUGCCAGAGACCUCAGUUGAUGAGAGCAUGUUGAACACUUCAGCAGAUUCCACUGGCAUUAUGGCUGGGUUCCUUGCAGGCAAGAAGGGCAAAAAGGACAAGGACAAGGACAAGAAAGACAAAAAGGGAAAAGAUAAGAAGGAUAAAGAUAAGGGUAAAGACAAAGAGAAAUCUAAAGACAAAGGUAAAGACAAGGACAAGGACAAGGACAAGAAGGCUGCAGCCAAACAGGAGAAGGACAAGAAAGAGAAGGGGAAGAAGAAGGGACGAUUUGGAAUCUUUGGAGGUAGGGACCGCAAGGCUUCAACCAGCAGCAGCAGCAGUAGCAGUGACAGCUCAAGUGACAGUUCAGACGAUAGCUCAGAUGAGAGUGUGGUGGUGGAGAACCGUGAGGGUACCGAGCCUAAGGACAUUGAUUCAUCCAUGGUGGCCUCAGACCGAUCGUAUGCAGCAGACCAUUCAAACACAUCCCUGAUCGUGAACCCUGCAGCAACGAGUGAGCCCUCCUUCACGGCUGACCACUCGGCCUCGGAGCUGAUGGUGGACCCCUCUGCGCAGGCCACCCUGGAGGGCGCAGGAGGAGAGCUGACCUCAGCCUCCUCCACUGCACCCAAAAUUGUCAAGACCACCACCAAGAAGACCUUCGUGCAGGAUGCGGAGGGGGUCUCAGAGGACAUUGUCCAGAGAGUCGAAGACCUGGGGACAGGAGAGGUUGAGUUGAACACCCAGAGCCAAAAGGCUGAGCAUGCUGAAGGUGAGGGAGAGAAGCCUCAUGUUGUAGCUACAACUGUUACCACCAUCACGGCCCAGAGCAUGGAGGACAAGAGCACCAAGGAACGGACGCAGCAGGUCCAAGAGAAGACCUUCGCAUCAACCACCAUGACGACCGGUACGACGCAGGAGCAGACAGUGGUGACGCAGGAGGUGAAGAAACAGUCACGCUCCAUCGCCCCUCAGGAUGCAGCAGCCAUUGACAAGCAGGGUCAGGGCGGCCAAGCUGCUACCCCCUACUACCCCCCGGGAGACUUUAGCGGCAAUGCACGUGCCCGAACCCUCUCCAGCGGAAGCGACGAUUCAGGCACCUCAGUCGAUCCCUUGGACUCUGAUUAUGAUUUUGUCAACAAGGAUGGCAUUGUACCGACUGAGGCCCAGAUGUUUGACGCUAGUGGCGUCGACACCUCCACCAUGAGCGUGGAAACCCCCCCUGUUGUAGAGACGGAGUUGCGCAAGGUGUCUGUGCUGGGAGGAGAGCUUAUUGACGAGGAGAAUGCCGAGGUGAUCAGCUCUCAGGCCAUCACUUCCCGAACCCGCACUGUAGAGACCAUCACUUACAAAACUGAGAAGGAUGGGGUAGUGGAGACCAGAGUGGAGCAGAAGAUCACAAUCCAGAGCGAUGGUGACCCAAUUGACCAUGACCGCGCUCUGGCUGAGGCCAUCCAGGAAGCCACCAGGAUGAACCCAGACAUGACAGUUGAGAAGAUCGAGAUCCAGCAGCAGUCCACGGAGUAAAAGUUGAAUUCUCCCAUUGAGACAUCGGAGACCCAGUGUUGAAUCCCUUUUACAUGGCAGCUUUACCGAGAUAUCCACCACAUCGGCUUUUGAAACAUUUUCCCCCCCUUUAAGAUUUGAGUCCCGCAUGCUAGGCCACUGCUCGGCAGUCCGGGUCGUUAUGCUUCUUUGGCAGCAACGUGGGCCUAUAAAAAUAAAAAAUGAUGAAAAAUAUAAGCGAUAGGCAGCCCCCUUUCUUAGAGUCUAUAGUUUUUCUGACGUUAACAUUUAGUUUUGACAAAAAUGUGCUUGCAAACUUACCAAUGUGUAAGCUGUGUUUAGCAGGGAAGUGAGUAGUAGAUCGAUACAUUGUGGCAUAUCCCAAUGCUUCUAACCCAGUAAUUUUGUCAGGUAUUUUUGCCUGGCAUAAAAGCAAGAAAGAUAAAAAAGUAAAUAAAUAGAGAACACUUGCAUUUUUUAACUUUUAAUAAGAGAAAAGAUUUAAAAAAUGCUGUCUUCAGAUGAUCUUUUAAACUUAGAUUUUUAUAUCUCCCUUGCUCCCCAGUUUUCUUUGGUCUAGAAAUUAUGAUUCAUGGAUUGUAAGCAAGCAAGCAAACCACAGUAGCAGCAGCCCCUGAAUACAGCGAGAAAAAAGGUGUGCAAAGUAGAGUAUAGCAAACCUUGAUAUUCUGGUUAAAGUGAAAAGAAAAUGCACCUUCUUUGCAGUUCAUCAGAUGCGUAGAGACAAAAAAAAAAGAAAGAAAUGCAAAGGUAAAGAAAACAAACUUCAAACAAAAGCUUCAGAUCUGCUUUUCUUUUUCUCUCAGCUGGCUUGCAUACUCUUGUGGUGCAAAGCUGAGA